AUGGCGGACGUGGACCCGGACACUCUCCUGGAGUGGCUUCAGAUGGGUCAGGGAGAUGAGAGAGACAUGCAGCUCAUCGCUCUGGAGCAGCUCUGUAUGCUGCUGCUCAUGUCUGACAACGUGGACCGCUGCUUCGAGACGUGUCCCCCUCGGACCUUCCUGCCGGCCCUCUGUAAGAUCUUCCUGGAUGAGAGCGCUCCCGAUAACGUUCUGGAGGUGACCGCUCGGGCCAUCACGUACUACCUGGAUGUGUCCGCCGAGUGCACGCGGAGGAUCGUGGGCGUGGACGGCGCCAUCAAAGCUCUGUGCAACCGGCUGGUGGUGGUGGAGCUCAACAACCGCACCAGCAGAGACCUGGCGGAGCAGUGUGUGAAGGUGCUGGAGCUGAUCUGCACCCGGGAGUCGGGCGCCGUGUUCGAGGCCGGUGGCCUGAACUGCGUGCUGAGCUUCAUCAGAGACAGCGGCCACCUGGUGCACAAAGACACGCUGCACUCCGCCAUGGCCGUGGUUUCCCGCCUCUGCAGUAAGAUGGAGCCUCAGGACUCGUCCCUGGAGACCUGCGUGGAGUCGCUGUCCAGCCUCCUGAAGCACGAAGACCACCAGGUGUCAGAUGGCGCUCUGCGAUGCUUCGCCUCGUUGGCCGACCGCUUCACUCGCCGUGGCGUGGAUCCCGCCCCUUUAGCCAAGCACGGCCUGACGGAGGAGCUGCUGUCCCGCAUGGCGGCCGCCGGCGGCACGGUGUCGGGCCCCGCCUCCUCCUGCAAGCCGGGCCGGCCCUCCACGGGCGCCACCCCCUCGGCCCCCGACUCCAAACUGAGCAACCAAGUAUCGACCAUCGUCAGCCUGCUGUCCACACUGUGCCGCGGCUCACCGCUUGUCACACAUGACCUGCUGCGUUCGGCGUUGCCCGACUCCAUGGAGUCCGCCCUGGGGGGGGACGAGCGCUGCGUGCUGGACACCAUGCGGCUGGUGGACCUCCUGCUGGUGCUGCUGUUCGAGGGACGGAAGGCGCUGCCCAAGUCCACGGCGGGCUCCACCAGCCGCAUCCCCGGCCUGCGGCGCCUGGACAGCUCCGGGGAGCGAUCGCACCGACAGCUCAUCGACUGUAUCCGCAGCAAGGACACCGACGCCCUGAUCGACGCCAUCGACACCGGAGCGUUUGAGGUGAACUUCAUGGACGACGUUGGACAGACGCUCCUCAACUGGGCUUCAGCUUUCGGCACCCAGGAGAUGGUGGAGUUUCUUUGUGAGAGAGGAGCUGAUGUGAACAGAGGUCAGAGGUCGUCCUCACUGCACUACGCUGCUUGUUUCGGACGCCCACAAGUAGCCAAGACUCUGCUGCGUCACGGAGCGAACCCUGACCUGCGAGACGAGGAUGGAAAGACUCCUCUGGACAAAGCCAGAGAGAGAGGACACAGUGAGGUGGUGGCCAUCCUGCAGUCCCCUGGUGACUGGAUGUGUCCAGUGAACAAGAGUGACGACAAGAAGAAGAAGGACGUGAACAAGGAGGAGGAGGAGAGCAGUGAGCCCAAAGGAGACCCCGAGAUGGCCCCCAUCUACCUGAAGAGACUGCUGCCUGUUUUUGCACAAACCUUUCAGCAAACCAUGCUGCCUUCUAUUAGGAAAGCCAGUCUGGCUCUGAUCAGGAAGAUGGUUCAUUACAGCAGUGAACUUCUGCUGAAGGAAGUCUGUGACAGCGAGACGGGACACAACCUACCCACAGUGCUGGUGGAGAUCACUGCGACUGUCCUCGAUCAGGAGGACGACGAUGACGGACACCUCCUGGCCCUGCAGAUCAUCAGAGAUCUGGUGGAUAAAGGGGGAGACGUCUUCCUGGACCAGCUCGCUCGACUGGGAGUCAUCAACAAGGUGUCGACUCUGGCAGGGCCGGCGUCCGACGACGAGAACGAAGACGAAGCCAAACCUGAGAAGGAGGAGGAGGUGCAGGAGGACGCCAGGGAGAUCCAGCAGGGGAAGCCGUAUCAUUGGAGGGAUUGGUCCAUCAUCAGGGGGCGUGACUGUCUCUACAUCUGGUCGGACGCCGCCGCCCUCGAGCUCUCCAACGGCUCCAACGGCUGGUUCCGCUUCAUCCUGGACGGGAAGCUGGCCACCAUGUACUCCAGCGGGAGCCCCGAGGGCGGCUCCGACAGCUCCGAAUCACGCAGUGAGUUCCUGGAGAAGCUGCAGCGAGCGCGCAGCCAGGUGAAGCCGGUGACCGCAAGCCAGCCCGUCCUGUCCAGCGUGGGUCCCACCAAGCUGACGGUGGGGAACUGGUCCCUCACCUGCCUCAAGGACGGAGAGAUCGCCAUCCACAACUCCGACGGCCAGCAGGCCACUAUCCUGAAGGAGGACCUGCCCGGAUUCGUGUUCGAGUCCAACCGCGGAACCAAACACUCGUUCACAGCCGAGACGUCGCUGGGCUCUGAGUUUGUGACGGGCUGGACGGGGAAGCGCGGCAGGAAGUUGAAGUCGAAGCUGGAGAAGACGAAGCAGAAGGUGAAGAGCAUGGCCCGAGAGCUGUACGACGACCACUUCAAAGCCGUGGAGAGCAUGCCCAGGGGGGUGGUGGUCACCCUGAGGAACAUCUCCACACAGCUGGAGUCUGCCUGGGAGCUGCACACACACCGACAGUGCUCUGAGGGUGAGAACACGUGGAGAGAUCUGAUGAAAACUGCUCUGGAGAAUCUGAUCGUUGUGUUGAAGGAUGAAAACACAAUUUCUCCGUACGAGAUGUGUAGCAGCGGCCUCGUUCAGGCUCUCUUCACCGUGCUCAACAAUAGUGUGGAACUGGACCUGAAACAUGAUUGUAAGCCUUUAAUGGAGAGGAUCAAUGUCUUCAAGGCGGCUUUCAGCGAGAAUGAAGACGACGAAAGCCGACCAGCCGUUGCCUUAAUCCGUAAACUGAUAGCAGUCCUGGAGUCGAUCGAACGUCUACCUCUGCACCUCUACGACACUCCGGGAUCCUCAUACAACCUGCAGAUCUUGACGAGGAGGUUGCGUUUCCGUCUGGAGCGAGCGCCGGGAGAGACGGCCCUGAUCGACAGAACGGGCCGCAUGCUGAAGAUGGAGCCGCUGGCCACUGUGGAGUCGCUGGAGCAGUACCUGCUGAAGAUGGUGGCCAAGCAGUGGUACGACUUUGAGCGUUCGUCCUUUGUGUUUGUGAGGAAGCUGAGGGAAGGUCAGAACUUCACCUUCAGACACCAGCACGACUUCGAUGAGAACGGGAUCAUCUACUGGGUCGGAACCAACGCAAAGACGGCGUACGAGUGGGUGAACCCUGCCGCGUACGGCCUGGUGGUGGUCACCUCGUCGGAGGGGCGGAACCUCCCGUACGGCCGGCUGGAGGACAUCUUGAGCCGGGACAGCUCGGCGCUCAACUGUCACACCAACGACGACAAGAACGCCUGGUUCGCCGUGGACCUCGGCCUCUGGGUCAUCCCCUCCGCCUACACCCUGAGACACGCCAGGGGUUACGGACGCUCUGCAUUGAGGAACUGGGUGUUUCAGGUGUCAAAGGAUGGUCAGACGUGGACGACUCUGUACACCCAUGUGGACGACAGCAGUCUGAAUGAACCAGGCUCGACGGCCACGUGGCCGUUGGAUCCAUCCAAAGACGAGAAGCAGGGCUGGAGACACAUCCGGAUCAAGCAGAUGGGGAAGAACGCCAGCGGGCAGACCCACUACCUCUCUCUGUCGGGACUUGAACUCUACGGCAAUGUGAGCGCCGUGUGCGAGGACCAGCUGGGUAAAGCUGUAAAGGAGGCCGAGGCCAACCUGCGCCGCCAGCGCCGCCUCUUCCGCUCACAGGUGAUGAAGUAUAUCGUCCCUGGGGCGCGCGUCGUCCGCGGCAUCGACUGGAAGUGGCGCGAUCAGGACGGGAACCCGGCCGGGGAAGGCACGGUCACCGGCGAGGCACAUAACGGCUGGAUUGAUGUAACCUGGGAUGCUGGCGGCUCUAACUCUUACCGUAUGGGCGCUGAAGGGAAGUUUGACCUCAAGCUUGCCCCAGGGUACGACCCUGAGUCGGCUGCCACAGCGCCGUCACCCAAACCUAUCUCAUCCGCUGUUUCAGGCCCCGCCUCCUCUGCGGUGGGACCCUUGGCGACGCCGACUGCUGGCGGCGGCGCCACUGCCACCUCCUCUUCGUCGUCCUCCACCUCGUCCUCCUCGCAACAGCAGUCGUGGAGCAGCCUGGUGAAAAAUAACUGUCCGGACAAAGGCGGGGCCUCGUCGCUGGGCGGGGCCAGCUCGUCCAGCAGGAAGGGCAGCAGCAGCUCCGUGUGCAGCGUGGCCUCCUCCUCCGACAUCAGCCUCGGCUCGUCGGCCGGGCUGCCGGGCGCCGCCGGGCCGCGGCCGGAGAGGAGGGCCGAGGGGCUGCCGCUGGACCAGAGCACCGGGCCAGGAGGCGUACCGGGAGGCGGGGUCUGCCCCGACGGACACCAGCAGGAGCCCAUCGUGGUGCUGUCCUCCGCAGUGGAGGGCGGCUCCGGCUCGGCGUCCAGCUCCGGGACGCUCACCGCGGACACUUCCGCCGUCGGGGACGAAUCCAGGAACAAAGACUCUGCCGCCGACCCGGCCACCGCCAUCUCCAUGGGGCUGGUGAGCGUGAGCUCGCCCGACGUCAGCUCGGUGUCCGAGUCGUCCAGCAAAGACGCGCCCUCCCAGAGGCCGCUGUGCUCAGCCACCAACGCCAGGCUGUCCGUCAACUCGCUGCUGGCGGCCGGCGCCCCCAUGAGCUCCAGCGCCAGCGUCCCCAACCUGUCGUCACGGGAGGCCAGCCUCAUGGAGUCCUUCGUCCGCCGCGCACCGAACAUGUCGCGCACCAACGCCACCAACAACAUGAACCUGAGCCGCAGCAGCAGCGACAACAACACCAACACGCUGGGCCGCAACGUCAUGAGCACGGCCACUUCUCCUCUCAUGGGCGCUCAGAGCUUCCCUAACCUCACCACCACCGGCACCACCUCCACCGUCACCAUGUCAACCUCCAUAGUAACCAGCAGCAAUAAUGUAGCCACGGCAACCACCGGCCUGUCGGUGGGACAGUUGCUUAGCAACACCCUGACGACCAGCCUGACGUCCACGUCAAGCGAGAGUGACACGGGUCAGGAGGCGGAGUUUUCCCUCUAUGACUUCCUGGACAGCUGUCGGGCCAACACUCUGCUGGCCGAGCUGGACGACGAGGAAGACCUCCCAGAACCAGACGAGGACGACGACGAGAACGAAGACGACAAUCAGGAGGACCAAGAAUACGAGGAGGUCCUGGAGGAGGAGGAGUAUGAGACCAAAGGAGGACGCAGGCGGACAUGGGACGAUGACUUUGUCCUCAAGAGACAGUUCUCGGCUCUAGUCCCCGCCUUCGACCCCCGACCCGGAAGAACCAACGUCCAGCAGACCACCGAUCUGGAGAUCCCACCGCCAGGGACUCCUCGGUCGGAGGUGCAGGAGGAGGUGGAGUGUGCUCCCUCUCCUCACCUGUCUCUCACUCUGAAGGUGGCUGGACUGGGUACGACCCGCGAGGUGGAGCUCCCUCUGUCCAACUACAAGUCCACCAUCUUUUACUACGUCCAGCGGCUGCUGCAGCUCUCCUGUAACGGAGCCGUGAAGACGGACAAACUGCGGCGUAUCUGGGAGCCCACGUACACCAUCAUGUACCGGGAGCUGAAGGACUCGGAUAAAGAGAAGGAGAGCAGUAAGAUGGACUUCUGCGAGCACGGCGUUGGUGGUCGAUCCGGUGGCCUGAGCCCCAGCUCCGUGUCAGCCAAUCAGAGCAGCGAGAUCCUGGGCGGCGCCAGGGAGGCGGCGCAGGCCAAGGCGGGCUGCAGCCAGAACGCCUGCGGGGUGGAAGACGUCCUGCAGCUGCUGCGCAUCCUCUACAUCAUCGGAGGAGACGCCGCCUCCAACGCACGCACGCUGCAGGAGGAUGUGGACGAGCUGCAGUUCAAUGCAUCUCCAGAAGAAUUUACCAGCAAGAAAAUCACCACGAAGAUCCUGCAGCAGAUCGAGGAACCUCUGGCCCUGGCGAGCGGGGCGCUGCCUGACUGGUGUGAACAGCUCACCUCCAAGUGUCCUUUCCUGAUUCCCUUCGAGACCCGACAGCUCUACUUCACCUGCACGGCGUUCGGAGCGUCCAGGGCCAUCGUGUGGCUGCAGAACCGCCGCGAGGCGACCAUGGAGCGCUCGCGGCCGUCCACCACAGUGCGGCGGGAUGACCCCGGAGAGUUCAGGGUGGGCCGGCUCAAACACGAGCGGGUCAAAGUGCCCCGAGGAGAGACCAUGAUGGAGUGGGCGGAGUCCGUCAUGCAGCUGCACGCCGACCGCAAGUCUGUGCUGGAGGUGGAGUUUCAGGGCGAGGAGGGAACUGGCCUCGGUCCCACUCUGGAGUUUUACGCUCUGGUGGCUGCGGAGUUUCAGAGGACGUCUCUCGGCAUCUGGCUGUGUGACGACGACUUCCCUGACGACGAGUCACGACAGGUGGAUCUGGGCGGCGGCCUGAAGCCUCCCGGGUUCUACGUGCAGCGCUCCUGCGGCCUGUUCCCGGCGCCGUUCCCUCAGGACAGCGAGGAGCUGGACCGCAUCACCAAACUCUUCCACUUCCUCGGCGUCUUCCUGGCCAAGUGCAUCCAGGACAACCGGCUGGUGGACCUGCCGGUGUCGCAGCCCUUCUUCAAGCUGCUCUGCAUGGGCGACAUCAAGUCCAACAUGAGCAAGCUGCUGUACCAGUCGCGCGGCUCGCCGCAGGGCCUGGACCCCGAGCGGCUGCACCUGCAGCCCUUCCUGCUGCUGUCCGAGGUCCAGUCGGAGGCCUCCACCGAGGAGAGCCAGGAGACCUUCUCCGUGGGCAGCUUCGACGAGGACUCCAAGUCCGAGUUCAUCAUGGACCCUCCGAAGCCCAAGCCGCCCGCCUGGUACCACGGCAUCCUGACCUGGGACGACUUCCACCUCGUCAACCCGCACCGGGCCAGCUUCCUGAAGGAGGUGAAGGAGCUGGCUGUGAAGAGGAGGCAGAUUCUGGCCAGCAAGAGUCUGUCUGAGGACGAGAAGAACACCCGACUGCAGGACCUGAUGCUGAGGAACCCGCUGGGAUCUGGACCCCCGCUCAGCAUCGAAGACCUCGGGUUGAACUUUCAGUUCUGUCCGUCCUCCAAAGUUCACGGCUUCUCUGCAGUGGAUCUCAAACCCAAUGGAGACGAUGAGAUGGUCACCAUGGAGAACACUGAGGAGUACGUGGAGCUCAUGUUUGACUUCUGUAUGCACACGGGGAUCCAGAAGCAGAUGGAGGCCUUCAGAGAGGGCUUCAACCGGGUCUUUCCCAUGGAGAAGCUGAGCUCCUUCAGCCAUAAGGAGGUGCAGAUGAUCCUCUGUGGGAACCAAUCACCUUCCUGGACUGCUGAUGACAUCAUCAACUACACUGAACCAAAGCUGGGUUACACCAGAGACAGUCCUGGCUUCCUGAGGUUUGUCACAGUUUUAUGUGGGAUGUCUUCAGACGAGAGAAAAGCCUUCCUGCAGUUCACCACCGGCUGCUCCACGCUGCCCCCCGGCGGCCUGGCCAACCUGCACCCCCGCCUCACCAUCGUCAGGAAGGUGGAUGCCACGGACUCCAGCUACCCGUCAGUAAACACGUGCGUUCACUACCUGAAGCUGCCCGAGUAUUCGUCAGAAGACAUCAUGCGGGAGCGUCUGUUGGCCGCCACCAUGGAGAAAGGCUUCCACCUCAACUGAGCGCCGCCGCCGCACUGAGCAUGCUCCUCCUCUCACCUGCUCACCACGUGACGGACGGCUCAGCCAGCCAAUCAAACCAGCCCCACGACCGACGGACGGACAGACUGAACGCCGCAGGAGGGGGAGGAGCCUUUAUGUUGCAGAAUGAAAAUGAAAAGCUGCUCCUGCUCCCCCGAGCUGCUGCUGGUUUGUUUUCUGAAGCUGCAGCUGCUGUGUGUGUGUGUGUGUAUGCGUGCGUGUGCGCGUGUGUGUGUGUGUGUGGACCUCCUCCUGUCUGUUGGAUUUAGUGCCUGGUUUGACUCGUAGCUUCUGUUUUCAGUUCCUCCUGCUCCUCCUGUUUGUUUGUGUUUUGGUUUCUGUGUGAGUGCGCCGCCCUGGUGGACGGUGGGAGGCGCCGUCAGCAGCUCUGCUCUCUGUAUUUUCUUUGUAUAUUAUAAACAUUUAUUUAACUCGAGUUGCAGUUUGAGGUAAACAGAUAUUUUCAAAUGUGUAUGCUCCAAAAAAAUAAUCAUUAAAAUGUUUGCAAAGUAUGAAGUA
Salarias fasciatus (jewelled blenny) is the source of this 8262-nucleotide messenger RNA. RefSeq names its product HECT domain containing 1 (gene hectd1). The transcript is spliced from 42 exons. Gene Ontology annotation, biological process: proteasome-mediated ubiquitin-dependent protein catabolic process; anatomical structure development; protein K63-linked ubiquitination. Lineage: Eukaryota; Metazoa; Chordata; Actinopteri; Blenniiformes; Blenniidae. Gene Ontology annotation, cellular component: nuclear speck. The record is from RefSeq and is a predicted model, not a curated record. Bases 1 to 7725 code for a protein of 2574 amino acids. Gene Ontology annotation, molecular function: protein binding; metal ion binding; ubiquitin protein ligase activity.